Magnolia sinica is the source of this 1723-nucleotide messenger RNA. RefSeq names its product probable amidase At4g34880. The coding region runs from base 1 to 1542 and encodes 513 amino acids. NCBI's taxonomy places the organism in Eukaryota, Viridiplantae, Streptophyta, Magnoliopsida, Magnoliales, Magnoliaceae. The transcript is spliced from 5 exons. The record is from RefSeq and is a predicted model, not a curated record.
AUGGCAAUCCUCUCCUUGCCAUUAUCAUCAACAUCACCGUUCCUCUUCCUGCUGCUGCUAUUGCUACUACCAUGUCACCAUGGCUUCAACAUAAAAGAAGCGACAGUCCAUGACAUCCAGGUGGCAUUUCAGCAGCAGAAGCUUAGCUCCAGGCAACUCGUACUCUUCUACCUUGACCAGAUUCGGAUCCUCAACCCCAUUCUGCAUGCUGUCAUUGAGAUCAACCCAGAUGCUCUCCACCAGGCUGACGUGGCGGACCAGGAAAGGAGCGACGGGAAGUGCUCCAAGGGCCCGCUUCACGGCAUCCCCAUCCUGCUCAAGGACAACAUCGCCACAGCCGAUCAACUCAACAGCACUGCCGGUUCGCUGGCCCUGCUCGGCUCAGUUGUUCCUCGAGACGCGGGCGUGGUGACGAGGUUGAGGGAUGCUGGUGCUGUCAUCCUUGGGAAGGCCAGCCUCAGUGAGUGGUCUAAAUUUCGUUCCACAUCCACCCCCAACGGAUGGAGCGCCAGAGGUGGUCAAGGCAAAAAUCCAUAUGUGCUGUCGGCCGAUACUUGUGGAUCUAGCAGUGGAUCGGCAAUUGCGGUGGCUGCAAAUCUGGUGACAGUGUCAUUAGGCACUGAGACAGAUGGUUCGAUCCUCUGCCCCUCCAGUUUCAAUUCAGUGGUAGGGAUAAAACCCACAGUGGGCCUCACCAGUCGAAGUGGGGUCAUCCCAAUUUCUUCAAGGCAGGAUACAGUAGGUCCCAUUUGUAGGACAGUAUCAGACGCAGUCUAUGUGUUGGACGCUAUCGUCGGGUUUGACCCAAGAGACGCAGAAGCAACUGGGAAAGCAUCAAAGCUUAUUCCAUACGGUGGCUACACUCAAUUUCUUAAGGCAGAUGGGCUCAAAGGAAAGAGACUGGGGAUUGUGAGGAAACCAUUCUUCGAAUUCCUUUCAGAACCUGCGAUCAAGCAAACCUUUGACGAGCAUCUCAAUACACUAAGGCAAAGAGGUGCAAUCUUAGUAGAUAAUUUGGAGAUAGCAAACGUGAGUGACAUACUUAAUGUCACUAUGAGUGGGGAAGAAAUCGCAUUGUUGACAGAGUUCAAGCUAUCAAUAAAUGCAUACCUAUCGGAGCUUGUCCAUUCUCCUGUUAGAUCUUUGGCGGAUUUGAUCGCUUUCAAUAAUAAAUACUCGACGCAGGAAAAAGCCAAGGAAUUCGGUCAGGACAUCUUUCUAGCAGCUCAGAGCACAAAUGUGCUAAAUGAAAAUGUAAGAAGCGCAAUAAAGAAUAUGAAGAGAUUGUCAGAAGAUGGAUUUAAGAGGACGAUGAAGGACAAUAAGUUGGAUGCAAUGGUGACACCUGAUAGUUUUGCUACAACGGUUCUCGCAAUAGGUGGUUAUCCGGGAAUAAGCAUUCCAGCAGGAUAUGAAACAGGUGGAGUGCCUAUUGGGAUUUGCUUUGGGGGAUUACAUGGAUCCGAACCCAAGCUUAUCGAGAUCACAUAUGAUUUUGAGCAAGCAACUAUGAUACGGAAGCCACCUUCAUUCAAGCCAUGACAUGUUGAUGAGAACCAAGCUAGCAUAACCUGUGUGGGUAUGGGGUGGAUCUCAUCCACAUGAAGUUGUUCCCCUAUGUUAGUAGUAGGCACAUGUAUAUGUGGCCAAUUAUGCAAGUGUUUUCCUUUUAAGAUUGUGUGCUCUAAAAAUUUUCCUUCAUUCAAACUAUAGUAACAUGAUA